This is a messenger RNA of Alexandromys fortis (reed vole), 5382 nucleotides long. It is a transcript of the gene Pafah1b1, whose product is annotated as platelet activating factor acetylhydrolase 1b regulatory subunit 1. Gene Ontology annotation, molecular function: protein binding. The record is from RefSeq and is a predicted model, not a curated record. Lineage: Eukaryota; Metazoa; Chordata; Mammalia; Rodentia; Cricetidae. The transcript has 10 exons.
GCGGGGCGGCGGCGGAGUCCGGCGGCCGAGAUAGCGAGCGAGGGAGCGAAAGAGCAGCGACCCGAGGGUCCAGGGAGCGAGGAGGAGCCGGAGGGGAGUGCUCGGGCGCGAGCGAGAAGACGCGCGAGCGCCGGGCUAGGGCUCGAGCCCCGGAACGGCUGAGGAGCCCGCCCGUGGCCCUCCCCUCCCCCUCCCCGGGACCGGGCCCAGCGCGCCAUCCUCCCCCUCCCUCCCUCCCUCCUCCCUCCCUUCCCUCUCCCUCCCCCUUCCCCGCCGGUGGAUGGGAGUGAAGGACGGAAGAGGCCCUGCGGAGGCGGCGGUGCAGCGCUCCGGUGGAAUGAACGUUACUUGUUGACUAUUUCCUGGUUGCUGAUUCGAUUCACUUGAUAAAGAAUCAUUUUCCUCUCUGUGGCUGCCACUUAGUGGCAUAUUUAAUUGAAAUCCAGGGAUCACAAAACUUUCGAUUUUUCUGGAGGGACAUACCACUAUAUCAAAUAAGUUUGAUAUUGCAGCCAAAAUGGUGCUGUCCCAGAGACAACGAGAUGAACUAAAUCGAGCUAUAGCAGAUUAUCUUCGUUCAAAUGGCUAAGAAGAGGCAUAUUCUGUUUUUAAAAAGGAAGCUGAAUUAGAUAUGAAUGAAGAAUUAGAUAAAAAGUAUGCUGGUCUUUUGGAAAAAAAAUGGACAUCUGUUAUUAGAUUACAAAAAAAGGUUAUGGAAUUAGAAUCAAAACUAAAUGAAGCAAAAGAAGAAUUUACGUCGGGUGGUCCUCUUGGUCAGAAACGAGACCCAAAAGAAUGGAUUCCCCGUCCACCCGAGAAAUAUGCGUUGAGUGGUCAUAGGAGUCCAGUCACUCGAGUUAUUUUCCAUCCUGUGUUCAGUGUUAUGGUCUCUGCUUCAGAAGAUGCUACAAUUAAGGUGUGGGACUAUGAGACUGGAGAUUUUGAACGAACUCUCAAGGGGCACACAGACUCUGUACAGGACAUUUCCUUUGACCACAGUGGCAAGCUUCUGGCUUCCUGUUCUGCAGACAUGACAAUUAAACUAUGGGAUUUUCAGGGCUUUGAAUGCAUUAAAACCAUGCAUGGCCAUGACCACAAUGUCUCUUCAGUAGCCAUCAUGCCUAAUGGAGAUCAUAUAGUGUCUGCCUCAAGGGAUAAAAGUAUAAAAAUGUGGGAAGUGCAAACUGGCUACUGUGUGAAGACAUUUACAGGACACAGAGAAUGGGUACGUAUGGUGCGGCCAAAUCAAGAUGGCACUCUGAUAGCCAGCUGUUCCAAUGACCAGACUGUGCGUGUAUGGGUUGUAGCAACAAAGGAAUGCAAGGCAGAGCUCCGAGAACAUGAACAUGUGGUAGAAUGCAUUUCCUGGGCUCCAGAAAGUUCAUAUUCUUCCAUCUCUGAAGCAACAGGAUCUGAGGUACUGUCUGAUUUACAUGUCUUUAGUCAAAUACCUUUUGUCUUUAAGGUGGGUCAUGAUAAUUGGGUACGUGGAGUUCUGUUCCAUUCUGGGGGGAAGUUUAUUUUGAGUUGUGCUGAUGACAAGACUCUCCGUGUAUGGGAUUACAAGAACAAGCGAUGCAUGAAGACCCUCAAUGCGCAUGAACACUUUGUUACCUCCUUGGAUUUCCACAAGACGGCACCCUAUGUGGUUACUGGCAGUGUAGAUCAAACAGUAAAGGUGUGGGAGUGCCGUUGAUUGAGUCUCAUUUGGUUCUUCCUCCCUUUUUUUCCUCUGGAUGCACUCUGAUGAUACAAUGGUUACCCCAUUUGAGCGCUGUUUAAAUAAAUAUUGUCCUUUCAUGUAAAUUAUUCUGGAUGUAGAUUGAGCUUAUUAAAUGUUACACACAAAGUAUUCAUGCAUGGUGAAUCCAAAUUGUAUACUGUAAAUUACAUAUGUUGUCUAGAAGUACCAUAGGGUUUAAAAACCUGGGCUGGCAUUGGUCACACCAGGCCUACAAGGGCAGAAGUUGAAUAAAUUGAACUAGGGCACUAAACUGAAUAGUUGACAGUGUCGUUUUAUGUUGGAUUAUUAAUUAUUGUUUUUCUUCCUGCUAUCUGUUGGUGCCUGACUUGAUGGCCUCAUUUUGGGAAAAGUUGUGGUUAUUAGGGCUUUUUCUGAAAUGUGUAUCUAUGUAACAUCACUUAAGUGUGCUUAAUAAAUCUUUAAGGGUGUUAGAUAAAUAAGACUACAAUUCAGAAUCUUUUGCUCCAUCUGUGUAAUUAAUGGGGAUUACACAUUGAAGUUUUUGUCAUGACCCCUUUGCCAAAUCAAUAGGAUAUGUUUGUUUUGGCAGCCUAUCAAGCAAAGGCUAGUGGUAUAUUUAUGUAAGAAAAUGAUCGUAACUCUCAAGAAAAAUCUCAGCAGCUAAUAAUAGUGAAUCCUUUUUUCAUUUGGGUCUUACUGCUUUGUAAACAGGUCAGGAGAACACUGUCCUACUCUAAGCUUCUCUCCACACCAGACAUGCUUUGAGUUGUAUUCUCCGUACUGUUGGACUGUGUAGUCAUGUGACUCCCCAGUAAAAUUUGAUCUUCCCAUUGAGUGUCAUGGUACAGAUAAGUCACUGUGUUUAUGAUGUUUUUAGGGGUGUGCAAUGUGCAUUUCAGAAUAACAAAUGCUGAAAAACUUGCAUGCCUAUUUUAAAGGAGGAGGAACAACGGCAGUUUUCAACAUGAACCUGAACUGCUUCACUUAAAGUUAUAGAAAGUGGCAGGGUUUAAUGAAGCAUGCAUAGAAAUCAACUGGGGUUUUCAUCUUUGUUUAUAUGUAAAUGUUUAAGUAUAUGGACCUAUCUGUAAGUGGAUAUGUCUAUAUAUGUAUAUCACACAUACAACCUCCAUGUUGUUGGGUCUUGAAUUUUUGAAGUGCUAAAUCAUAUGAGUAGAGUAAAUCUUGCUGUGGAUUACCAACCACAGCCAUGCUUUUGAUGCUUCUGGCUCUGAGGGGCUUUUCCAAACUAAAAGAAAGCCACCUUCUUUAUUCUCCACUCUAAUGUGGCCAUUCACCGUUUUAUACAUCCCUGAUAUGUUGUAUAUUUUGAUCCAAAGUUACUACAGUAGGGUUAAGAGAAUUUUGCCCAUGACGUUUGGAACACUAUUCCAUUAUCGGUUGUUAAUAAAGAAUUCCAUUGCCUAGUUAACCAACCUUUUCUUCUUAAGAAAAUCAGUUUCAAAAGUUAACAGAAACAAGGAAAUAACAGUGACAGUUUAACAAUAAUUUUUAUUCAUUUUUGUAAUAUAUGAUUUUUUUAAAUGUCCCUUUAAGUAUUUAAAGGAAAUUAGAUUCCUGAAAGGACAAAAGAUGAGAGUUAAUGUACUGUAGAUAUACGCAGAGGUUAGAUAACUAGGAGCAGCUUAAUGUCUAGCAUGUGUCCUUGUUCAUCCACUUGUUUGCUCUUAAUACAGUCCUCAGACAUGUCUCUAGAAAGGAAAAGUGUUUUCAGAAUUAAAUGGCUAUUUUUGAGGACAAAAACUCAAUCUUGAUUCCGCAAACACUGUAGGUUUGUUUUAAGGGCAACAUUGCCUCACACCCCUGCUUACAUUGAAGUCUUUUUUUCCCUUAGCUGUUCCGACUGGAUUUUUCUCCAAAAGCUAUGGAAAAUAUCUUUGUUCUCAUUUGCUGCUAUUUCUUGUCCUAUUUCAAGAAUAUAAAUACAUAGAAAUGGUGCAUCUUAACAUUUGUUUGUGUUUAAAUGUCUUGUCUUUUAAUUCAGUUUUAGCAUGUAGCAACAUAAAUUGUUUAAGGGUAAGCCACAACAUCUAGACAUCAUUUAUAGAAACAGUAAAGAAUGGUACCAAUGUAGAGGAGCAGAGCUGCUGUUCUGGGUUUCUUCCCCUGCAGCGGUGACUCACUGACAAAGGAGGAGGGAGUGCUCUGUAACAAAGCUGUCCUUACUUGGGAGAUCACCACAGCCUGCUGCUUAGCUGAGUUAUUAGACAUCUUCCACUUAAGCAGCAGCGAACAAUGAAUCUCAGGGAUGGUCCACAGCUGGAUCCAAACAUAAGGAGCCCUGUUUGAGUAAUGAAGGGGGUGGGGGGAGGGGGCAACAUCCACAUCUGGCAUCAGAUUUGCAAAGGUUUCUUGCACUGUUGUUUGACACUGCCCUGUUGAUGCCCUUACUUUUAUGUUACUGUUUUCUCUGCUGUCUACUCCUGUGCCUUGCCUGGGAUAAGGACAAUGAUAAAAUUACUGGUUUGGGUUAUAAGUAGAGGACUUUAUGAAUUAGUUAGCGGUUCACUGCUGCUUUGUUACUUUCUCAGUCAGGUUGGCCACUUACUAAGAAACAAAAAGCCGGUAGAAUUGUGUCCUAGGAUGAUUGUUGACUGUGUGUGUAAACAGACAUUCCAGUGCCACCUAUAGCACAGCGUGCCCAAAAGUCCCAACCGCAUGGAGAGUGCAAGCUGCAGAAGUUUGUGUAGACAUGGCCUGGAGAAUAGUUGCUUUUGACUUGGCAUCUUGCACUUUAGGAAACCAAGACCGUCCUGUCUGCAUGUGGUGUGACCAAUGGUGUGCCUAGAGCAUUACCCACAAUUGCUAGUGUUAGCAAUCCGUCCUGGGCCAUGGCACACUGUAGUCCUUUGGAAGCUUUGACUAUAGGCUCACCAAGCCCAGUAUCCUGUUUGCCUCUUUCUGUUUCCAUGUGAAUUUCCAGAUAAUACCACUCAAUAAAAAGUUUAUUUUUUUUGUUUUUUUUUUUUUUAAUUUAAAGAAAAAUUAUUUAAAAAUAAGGACAUUUUGUUUGUUGGCAGUGGUGGCUUGAUAAUCCUUAAGCAACUGAAGUUGAACUAGAAGGAAAAGGCACUUAAAAUGGUUACUCCUGCUGUCCAGCUGUAUAUAAAUAAAGUCAAUGUGUUGGUUAAUCUAGAUGGUGCAAAGAAUGUCCUGGUAGACAAGCAACAUGGGCAAAAUUGGAAGAAAGGUUUUGGGUUUUUCCAGUGGGCUGGGUGGGGUGGGCUGGGGACGCUGGACUCACAAGUCACAACUGGAACUGGCCUUUUAUCCUUCCACUGUAUCAUGUAAGUAGCUGCUUUCUCGCCUGCCUAUCCUUCAGGCUCCCCAAAGCUCACUCUGAAGAUGUUAGAAAUAAACACAAACUCUACAAGGUAGAAGUUGAUCCUGACACUGACAUGAAGGCAAGCGCUGAUUUCAUAUGAACGUUGCGGAGGUGGUAAUCGGAGGAAACAGUUCCCCAGAUUGUAAGAGUUCACUGAAGAUAUCGACACAAUUUUAAAAAUCAGUAAAGGAAUGUAUAUAAUAUUGCUCUUGUGUUUUACAGUAAGAUUUGUUGCUCUCAGACUGUGUAAAACAAAAUUUAUUCAUGUUUUCUGCAUAUUAAAAAUCUUAUUGUACCAAUUGGUAAACUAUUAAAUGCCUAUAAAACUAGA